Miniopterus natalensis is the source of this 882-nucleotide messenger RNA. It is a transcript of the gene PDE6G, whose product is annotated as phosphodiesterase 6G. NCBI's taxonomy places the organism in Eukaryota, Metazoa, Chordata, Mammalia, Chiroptera, Miniopteridae. Gene Ontology annotation, biological process: positive regulation of G protein-coupled receptor signaling pathway; visual perception; positive regulation of epidermal growth factor receptor signaling pathway. Gene Ontology annotation, cellular component: photoreceptor outer segment membrane. Gene Ontology annotation, molecular function: cGMP binding; 3',5'-cyclic-nucleotide phosphodiesterase activity. The record is from RefSeq and is a predicted model, not a curated record.
CAGCAGCACAGCCUCCUCUAUUUGUGGCCCCUUUGUGGGGCUUGUGUCAGCCCACAGAGAGAGGGAGUCCAGAAGCCAAAGGUCGCCACAGGGGCUCUGCCAGUCUGGCCAUGAAUCUGGAGCCACCCAAGACCGAGAUCCGGUCGGCCACCAGGGUGACUGGGGGGCCCGUCACUCCCAGGAAAGGGCCCCCCAAAUUUAAGCAGCGGCAAACCAGGCAGUUCAAGAGCAAGCCCCCCAAGAAAGGCAUCCAAGGGUUUGGGGACGACAUCCCUGGAAUGGAAGGCCUAGGAACAGACAUCACGGUCAUCUGCCCAUGGGAGGCCUUCAACCACCUGGAACUGCAUGAGCUGGCCCAAUACGGCAUCAUCUAGCACCCACCUGCCAGUCCCGGACCCACCCCGCUGCCCGCCUGACCCGCCCCUCAGGAUUCCUGCAAGGAGGCCCACCCCGCAGCUGAGGGCAUCAGGAUUGUGCAGAUUGUGUGGGGAGACCUUCAAAGGGCAGUGACCUCAGGACCCUUGACACCAGGAGCCCACCACCUCCCAAUAGGGUGCCCUUCCGGGGCUGGCCAGGCCCUGCUUGACUUGCCAAGAGAUGGUCAGACCCUCUCCUCCUGUGGCUGGAAAACCAGGGCAGGACCUCCCAGGAGUGUCCCGCACACGCCGGCCCCUUGUCCUGCCUAUCCCAACGUGAGGACAAGCUACCCCCAACUAGCCAUUCCCAGCUGGUGCCACUGAGUCAGCAUGGUAGGUGGCAGGAGUCCUGGGGGCAUCAGUGAGAGAGCAGGGCCUCCCCAAACCCACCACGCCUGUGGGAAGCUUGUCUUUUCCAGCAUGGCCACGCUUGUUGUCCCUGUUUCAAAAUAAAAUCACGCCCCCA